AUGGAGGAACUGAGACACAGAGGAAAGAAACGAGAAGGAAGACACAGGGAUACAUGGGAUCCAUUCCAGCUGAACCCAUAUGGAGCCGAGGAGGAAUCUAAGAGAAGAUGUUUCCAAAUUGCCCAGUACCUGGUGGCUGUUAUCGUGGGGUUAGCUGUCUUGGCCAGUGCCGUUGUCGCUAAGGGCUCUCUCUUGGUGUUGUCAACGAUGUCCAGUCCAACUUCCUUGCGAAGCGCAAAGGAAAAACAGUUCUACAUGCUGAUGUUGGUUUUCUGCCUGGUCUGGCCCAACUUCCUGGUGUUUAUGAAAUCACUGUGGAGAUGUGCCUUCAAGAGCUUUGUACAGCCCAACUUCAAGACCAUGUCAUUUAUUUGUGCCAUUGAGUGUCUGGUCUCUCUUGGUACUGCAAUCCUGGUGCUAGUCGUUAUGCCCGAGUUUGAUGUGUUGACUAAUCUCUUCAUCAGUGGAGGAGUCUGUAUUGUUUCUGCCAUUCUGCAGAUAGUAUUCAGACUACAGAGAGAGAAUUGGAAAAUCCUGUUCCCAAUCUGCUCCCUCAUUCUCACAAUUGCUGGUUACUGCCUCCUGGGGGUUGACUACUAUGUUCGUGUUACAUCAUACGUGGAUCGACAGAGCACCGACUGCUUUAUCUACAUUGCACUUGGAAUUUUCUCAUCAUUCCUCAUCUCCCUCUGCUGGUGGGAAAAUCCACUGCAAGCUACUAAUCGCAUGCAGGAUACGCUGUCAGAAUUGGACGGUUUCAGGGACUUUGUGUUUGUCAUCAGCAGUAUUCUGAGGAUAAUAGUGACAGGAGGGGUAUACCUGUUCUACCAUGUGCUUAUUGAGAAAUCCAUCAUCUGGUCGGACUUUAACUUGCAGGAUAACGACUGGGAAUUACUGCAAGUAGGAUUGGUGCUGUUUUUCUUACAGGCCUUCUGCUCAGCAGCCUGUCACUGGUUUGGUGUGGUGGCCUGUAAGAUUCAUGCUGUCAGAAUGAGUUUUGCGCUGCCAGUAUGCUGCACGGGACCUGCAGUGCUUCUGUUGGGAUUGAUACUUUUCAUGACCCAGGCAAAGGAAUUGGACGGAGCGCAGCAUGGGAGCAUCACAGAGUUUUGUGAAAGCUUGUCCUACUUGAGCCAUAAGAACACAACCCCUGUGGUUUUACUGGAAAUCACAAGGAGCAUUUGUCGAACUUCACUCAACAGCUACUACUUGCAAUGGCCUUUUUCAAUGCUGGCACUGGAGGGAGUGUGUAUGUGGUCAGGCUUCGUCACGUGUACCUACUAUGUAUGGAAGAUCAAGGUCCAGCGUAUAGAGAGAACGUCUCAGCUCUUUGUUCGUCGACUCUAUGAAUCCGCUUUCAUUGACCUGUCUCUGCUACUCAACACCAAGAUGAAGCUGCCACGAGCACGAAACCAAGAAAGCCACGAUGACAUACAGAGCUGUGUGAUCUAUCUUUGUGCCACCAUGUGGCAUGAGACCUAUGAUGAGAUGCUGAAAAUUCUCACCUCCAUGUUCAGGUUGGACCGCUAUCGAGGUGAUCCAAAAGAGGACCAUAAGGACUGUUUUAACUUUGAGUGUCACAUUUAUGUAGACGAUGCCUACAUGACUGAGAAGGCAACAGGAAAGAGGCUGGUUAACUCUUACGUCACUGACUUGAUCCAUGUUGUCAUAGAGGUUUAUAGGGUGUUUACCAGCAAAGAACCAGAUGAGGUGUCGAUCAUUAUGACUCCCUACGGUGGCAGGCUGAUGUUUGUAAUGCCAGAUGGCAACAUGCUCUAUGUUCACCUAAAAGACAAAAAUCUCAUCAGGAACAAGAAAAGAUGGUCCCAGAUUAUGUAUAUGUACUAUCUACUCGGCUGGAAGGGCUACAUCGUCAAGAACCCCCAGAAGAUCACACGCCAGAAUAACCCAUGCAGAGACAGUAUGGUCUCUAUGUAUGGAGAGAUUUAUCUGUUGCCUCAGUAUGACAACGACUACAGGAGAAAAAACAUCUCAGAUGACAACACUUACAUCCUGGCUCUGGAUGGAGACACAGACUUCCAACCUAAAGCUGUGAUUCUGCUUGUAGACAGAUUGAGGAUGUAUGACAACGUGGGUGCAGCAUGUGGUAGGAUCCAUCCUACUGGUAUGGGUCCCAUGGUUUGGUACCAGAAGUUUGAGUAUGCAGUAGGCCACUGGCUACAGAAGACCUCAGAGCAUGUGUUUGGCUCUGUGCUGUGCAGUCCAGGAUGUUUCAGUCUCUUUAGAGGAUCGGCAUUAAUGGAUGACAAUGUAUUGAAGAGAUACACAACAACUGCAAACAGAGCUUCGGAAUAUGUGCAAUAUGAUCAAGGGGAGGAUCGUUGGCUGUGUACUUUAUUGCUGCAACAAGGGUGGCGUGUCGAAUACAAUGCUGCAUCAGAUGCAUACACUAAUUCACCACAGGAGUUCAAAGAGUUCUACAACCAGAGGAGGCGAUGGGGACCAUCUACACUGGCUAAUACACUGGACCUUCUGCACAGUGGUGCAGAGACAGUGAAGAGAAACUCGUCCAUCUCCAAGCUUUACAUCUUCUACCAGAUGUUCACCGUUAGUUCCUCUAUCCUGGGUCCAGCCUCUGUGACUCUCAUGAUAGCAGGUGCUUUCCAAUUUGUCUUCAAAAUGGUUGGUACACUUUCCAUCAUCGUCGCAUGCAUUCCUCCGGUCUUCUACAUCAUUAUCUGUUUUACAACCAAGUCCAAUACCCAAAUAACCAUCGCUGCCAUUAUGAGUGUGCUGUACGCCUUCCUCAUGACUGCAUCCUUCUUUUCCAUCAUUGGUGAUAUGGUGAUUCAGGGCACCUUCCUGACCCCCACUGGCUUGUUUUUGGUUUCUAUGGCAAUCAUGUACUUAGUGACAGCUCUACUACACCCAGAGGAAUGUGGGAUGAUUAUCUAUGGUCUGAUGUAUUUCAUCUGUAUCCCCAGUGGAUACCUCCUACUGACCAUCUACUCACUGGUUAACAUGCACGUUGUGUCCUGGGGCACAAGGGAAUCCAAGGACGAAGAGGAAGUGAAGAAGAACCAUAAUAUUCUGUGUGAUAGAAACUGUAAACUCUGCUGCUGGGACAUGAAGCUAAUGAUAACAGAGGAAGCAGAGAAUCUGAUGCUUCGACAGAUCACAGGCCAGACUGCACAGCAAGCCCCUCCCCUUACAAUCACCAACCAGGACUCAAUAACUCAACAGGCAGCUGCAAAGUUGGAGCCUCAAGCCAAAAUCGACACAACCAAAGAAGAAGCUGACGAAAGAGCUAAGAAACCUUCAACUGACAAACCGAACGAGAAGGCGGUAAAAGUCAAUGACUCUGCUUCCAGUAGCAGCGUAUCUGUAUCCGAGGAAGAGGAUAAUGAGGAUGACGAUGACCUAAUGACGGCUGACUUAGAGGGAACAGAGGAGCUUCCAGUCAGCGACUGGGUACUGCCGGUGAAAGAAGAGUUUUUGAAGAAGCUGACUUAUUUCAACCUGAAGAGAAAUCUACAAGAACAAAUACGAUACACACUCCGUAACAAAAAUGAGGAUGAUGUGUGCGAGGAGUUGGUCUUAAUGUUAACAGACACUCUUAAUGGAGAGCUAAGUACAGUGGGGCCUGAAGAUGUCCUGUCAGAAAGCCAGCUGGAGGAAUUACAAUAUGCACUGGAAGAGCAUUCUCGGCGUAUCCUCAGAAUCAGUCGGAUGGAGAAAUUAGAGAAGAGAGUAACCAAUGCAAUCAAGAAAACACUCACCGCCCCGCAAGUGCAAAGACUUGAUGAGGGUGAGCAAGACUUCUGGAACAAGUUACUCGAUCGCUACCUGAAGCCUAUUGUUGACACUAAAGCACAUCUGGAGGACGUCACCAGAGAACUGAAGUCACUACGCAACAAGGCAGUCUUCCUGUAUUUCAUCGUCAAUAUCCUGUGGGUGGUAGCUACCUUCUUCCUACAGGCCAUUGGAAGUGAUGUCCUCAGCAUCAAGAUCCCUAAAUACUAUCCAAACGGAACUGAAUCUGGAGAACCCCUCAAGGUGGAGCCUCUCAGUUUGAUGUUCCUGUUCUCUUUUGCUAUUCUUCUCCUUAUCCAGUUUAUGGCCAUGUUGUAUCACAGAGUCUACACUCUGAUCCACGUGGUGUCCUAUCGCAGCACAGAGAAGGACUACAAAGAGAGAGAAGAUGAUGAUGAUGCCUUUAUUCAGGAGAACCCCAGCAUCAGUGGACUUCAAAUUACCAGUGAAGAUCUGUAG
Messenger RNA from Sebastes umbrosus (honeycomb rockfish), 4233 nucleotides. It is a transcript of the gene chs1, whose product is annotated as chitin synthase 1. The coding region runs from base 1 to 4233 and encodes 1410 amino acids. Gene Ontology annotation, molecular function: chitin synthase activity. The transcript has 34 exons. Gene Ontology annotation, cellular component: cell septum; cell periphery. The record is from RefSeq and is a predicted model, not a curated record. Lineage: Eukaryota; Metazoa; Chordata; Actinopteri; Perciformes; Sebastidae.